AUGAAGGGUUUCAAAAAUCUGCUAGUGCCAACACUAGCAUUGGCAUCCUAUGCCAAUGCUUGGGCCCUUGACCAACGUUGUACUGAUCUUGGGCAUAACAAACUGGUCACGAAGGCCAUGGAUGAUGCCUUCGAGCUUGCACAGUCCGGAUUGGAUGCGUGGAAUGCCCUCAACGGGGGGACCUAUAACCAGGCUGAAAUUGACCUUCUGGAAAACAUGUUCGCAUGGGCUGUCACCAACGACAAUGGUCAAAAAAGUGUGAACACCGGCCAUGCACAGUGGACUUACAUUCAGGAUAUAUUCCAAGGAGUCCUAGACUUCAAAGCUCCUUCAAAGAGUCCGCCCAGAGCCACAGAUCUGAUUGUCUACUGCGACUAUUCUCGCUACAUUGAGAAUGAAGACUGCAAGCAGAACAAAAAACCCGGAUAUGCCUGCGAUACCGCAUCGAAAAAGGAGGUAAAAAUGGACAUGGCUUGGAAGGGCUGCAAGUCCGUCAAACCAUUCCCAGUCAUGGCUAUGACGGAUUUGAACAAUUUCUUUGCCGCUCAAAUUGAUAUAUGUAGUUGGUACCUGGAUUUCUUCACUGAAUCCAAAGAACAGUUCUCGAACUCGAUUCACGGAUGGGGGAAGGUCGUAAAGCCCUUCCAGGACCUAUUCAACAAAAUUACUCUCCGGACUCAGAUCGAUUUUAUCGCCCUGUUCGACCACACGAUGCUACAUGAAAUGACUCAUGCAGUAAAAAGGUUCCCCGGAGAUCAUGAUACCCAGACAGAUGAUAGUGGAGGAGAUUUUGGCAGUUACGGUUGGAGCAACUGUGUGAAGCUUGGCAAAUCAUCCAAUCCAAAUGCAUACAAGAAUGCAGAAAGCUUUGCCUACUUUGGGCUUGUUGCAAGGUUGAUCAACCCUCCGAGUGGCGAGGGUGGUGUUACCGCGACCACGAAGGGAGAAGUUAUCAAACUCACUUCAGAGCAAACGCAACGAAACCAGGGAAAUAGCCUCAAGGCUCGCUAUGAACGCAACAUACUUCCUGCCGGUGCUUCUUCGAGCAACAAGCCGCAUCACAGUGGCACUGUGAGCAGCAGUCAUAAACCAUCUUCCGUAUUUCCCUCCGGAUCGGUUCAUUCAGGACCCUCAGCGAAUCCAACCAGCGGGCACCAUACUGGACAAGGAUCUUCAGGUGUUGGGGGCCCAACUGGACCCUCCUCAACUGGACCCUCGUCCACUCCGAGCAUUACGUCCGCGCCCCCAACGCCUUCCUCGUCCGGUGCUGCAAUUCCCUCAACCGUUAUCCCCGUCACCAAUGGGGACUCUACUACACAGGUCACCUACGUCUCGACACGCACCAGCUCUGAGGGUGGGCAGCCCACUGGAGUGUGGAAAUGCACUGGGCCCCUCUGUGAUCUCGGCAGUAAAUGUAUUAUCCCAAUCUUCUGUGCUGAUCAACCCGGGAGCGGAACAUCCUGGGGGCUUUGUUGCAGCUGGCAACCACACAUACCCUCUCUUGGAGGUGGUGGCCCGCCGGCAGGGGGCCCUGAACCAGGCCCACCGGAGGGAGAUGACAACAAUCACUCAUCGGACUCUUCCAAUUCCGACUCGUCUACCUCCACAGAUAGCAGCAGUACAAGUGGCAGUAGCAGCUCAUGUUCGGCGACUGUUGCAAGCACCUGCGAUGUGACUAUCAGCAGCUAUACGCCGUAUAGGGCGAGCACUAUCACCACUACUACGAUCACGCAACUGGCUUCAGGAACAGCAAUCGCUGCUGGUGGCACUAGCAUCUAUGGCCAGCACCAUCUCUUCUUCAGGGAUUUCGUCCAAGAGCAGUGUGCCACUGAGCACUCACUCUCACACUUCAACUACUUCAAAGAGUGGUUCAGGCCCAUCCUCGACACUUCCACCCAACUCACCAAGUUCCAAGUCUCAGCCACCGGGACCGUCAACUCCUUCAUCUCGGCCAGCACCUCCGUCCUCGAUAAUUCCACCCAACUCGCCAAGCUCCAAGCCUCAGUCGACGGGACCAGCAGAUCCUUCCUCUCGGACAGCUCCCCCAUCGUCGAAUCGACCAGUCGACUGCUCCUCAACCCUCCGCCUCGAAACCUGGUAGUGGGAAUACAUCUUCUCACAGGCCUCCUCGUUUACCUCCUCACUCCGUUCACCCGCCUACAUCCUCGCGCAGACCUACUCGCACCCGUUCCGUUCCACCACACACCUAGCUCAGCACCCUCACCACAAGCGAGCUGCGCCAUGUGGAGUGAGAUUGCGGCGUUCAUGUUUGUCGUUUACGACAUCCAGAAUUGGAAUGUCAAUUUCGCCGACAUUGAAAGCAGUCUCAAAAAGCAAGAGGGAGGUUGUGGUGACAUAACUGCUUGGGACUUCAGCGACUCGACUACUUAUGGCGUUGCUGCCAAGUUUAAUCUCCCCACAUUGAUCGCGGCAGGGUGUGUUGAGCGUGCCAUUGAGUCUGCCGGUGGCCCUAGCUCUUCGGACGUCAGUUGCCAAGGCCAUGGUACCCAUGUCUUCGAUGGAGGUGACUCGGUGCAAGAUAUUUUGAACGAUCUUUAG
Molecule: messenger RNA, 2559 nt
Organism: Penicillium riverlandense
Lineage: Eukaryota; Fungi; Ascomycota; Eurotiomycetes; Eurotiales; Aspergillaceae
Exons: 10
Coding region: 1-2559 (852 amino acids)
Molecular function (GO): metallopeptidase activity
Source: RefSeq, a predicted model, not a curated record